AUGAAAAUUUUGCAGACGAUACCAGUGAACCCGAAGCCAUUCUUGAACAAUUUGACCGGCAAGGCGGUUAUUGUCAAGCUUAAAUGGGGAAUGGAAUACAAAGGUUUCCUUGCUUCUGUUGACUCCUACAUGAACUUGCAGCUGGCAAACACUGAGGAAUACAUCGAUGGACAAUUGACAGGAAACCUUGGUGAGAUCUUGAUAAGAUGCAACAACGUUUUGUACGUCCGUGGUGUGCCAGAAGAUGAAGAACUCGAAGACGCUGAUCAAGAUUAG
Thlaspi arvense is the source of this 276-nucleotide messenger RNA. NCBI's taxonomy places the organism in Eukaryota, Viridiplantae, Streptophyta, Magnoliopsida, Brassicales, Brassicaceae. The record is from the annotation of a GenBank genome assembly.